AUGUCAAUUUUGGCGAAGAUUGCGGAAAUCGAAGCCGAGAUGGCUCGCACACAAAAAAACAAAGCCACUAUGGGUCAUUUGGGUAUGCUGAAAGCACGUAUAGCGAAGUUACGACGAGAAUUGAUAACACCGAAAGGUGGGAGCGGUGGUUCAGGCGAGGGUUUUGAUGUUGCUAAAACGGGUGAUGCACGAAUUGGAUUUGUGGGUCAGUUUUUUUCUUUUCUCUACAUGAAUUAUGUCUGA
Messenger RNA from Cercopithifilaria johnstoni, 243 nucleotides. Lineage: Eukaryota; Metazoa; Nematoda; Chromadorea; Rhabditida; Onchocercidae. The record is from the annotation of a GenBank genome assembly.